CUCAUAGAGAGUGUGUGUUGUUUAAACCAUAGUGUACUCGGUACAAAACCCAGGCAUGCCUCAGUAAUAAUAGUGAUCACUUUCUACAUACCACUAGUUGAACAUCCCGUGUGCCUACACUAACGUCCGCCUCGUCUCUUUCGUCAUUCUGCGCCAUCAUCCCACUCUCUUCCACGCACGUGCCAUUAGGUACCAGCAUCCCGGCGUCACCUUCCAGCAUACCCAGCCAAGGCUUCUACCUACUCCACAUCUCAAGAGAGCACACGCGCUUUGGCGCAAUCCCGGGUGCCACCGUCUUCAGCGCCCCGAACGCCCCAAAGCCCGGAUCCGCACCAGCACCGUCGCCUCGGCCCUCGCCUCUAAACCCGGUCCAGCAGCACGUAUGACAGGCGGCGACCAGCGUCCAGUGGCCACUUCUGACCUUCGUCGACGUCUUUCCAGACCACGCAAACACCAUCCAGCCUCAACUGGCGAAUCCGAUCGUCUCAUCAUCACCAUGGGCCUUUCGUACAAUAUUUAUCUCAACUCGUCACGCAUCUACGGCUGUAAGAACUGCAAGACACACCUCUCCAACCACGAUGACAUCCUCAGCAGAAACUUCCGUGGCCAGCAUGGCAAGGCCUAUCUGUUCGACAGCGUUGUCAAUGUGACUGAGUCUGACCCCAAUGAGCGCAACAUGACUACCGGACGUCAUAUAGUCCGUGACAUUCACUGCCGCCAGUGCAAGGAGACGGUCGGCUGGAAGUACGACAAGGCGUACGAGGCCAGCGAGAAGUACAAGGAAGGCAAAUUUAUCCUCGAGGCGGAGCUCCUAUGCACCGUCACUUGAAGAGGCUACACUACACAGGGCUUGGCGUCUUGGAUGGGCAUUUGCGGAGUUUUGGAUUGGAUAAGGGCAACAUGACUGGGUUUAUACAGAUGGUGGCUUGUUUGCAUUUCGGUUUUAUUUGGUAGCUCUGACUGGCCGUUGCAGGCCGGUCUUAAGUAGCAUGUUAAACUCGCUAGCUUUGUUUCUUACUCCUUUAUCGGCGUACUCGGGC
Molecule: messenger RNA, 1040 nt
Organism: Bipolaris sorokiniana ND90Pr
Lineage: Eukaryota; Fungi; Ascomycota; Dothideomycetes; Pleosporales; Pleosporaceae
Exons: 2
Coding region: 383-829 (148 amino acids)
Cellular component (GO): ubiquitin ligase complex
Source: RefSeq, a predicted model, not a curated record